CGGGCUCCGGGCGCGCCGUGCCGUGCCGUGCCGUGCCGUGCCUGCAGCACCGUGCCGCGGUGCCGUUCGCCGCCGAGGGCCGUGGUGCCGCAGGCUUGGUAGAACCGCCGCCGCCGCUGCCGCCGCACCGUCCGAAACCUGGAUUGCAGGAGCCCUUCACCAUGUCCGGCAGACUGUAGGUGCUUCAUGGAGCAAACCAACUUCUACGAGGUCGAUUCCCGGCCCCCGAUGAGCAGCAGCCAGCACCACCAGCUCCAGACUCCCCUGCCCGGCAGCGCCUACAGCUACAGAGAGGCUCCCUCGGCGGCGGCACCUGCUGCGGGCGGCGCGGAGCUCGGCGACAUCUGCGAGAACGAGAACUCCAUCGACAUCAGCGCCUACAUCGACCCCGCCGCCUUCAACGACGAGUUCCUGGCCGACCUCUUCCAGCACAGCAAGCAGCAGGAGAAAGCCAAGGCCAUCCUGGCCGGGGAUUUCGACUUCCACAGCAUGCAUGGGGCCGGCGCCGCCGCCUCGGCGCCGGGGCACCAGCAGCAGCACCACCAGCAGCCGCUCUUCGGCUGCGUAGCCGGCUACAUGGACGGCAAGCUCGACCCCCUCUAUGAGCGCAUCGCCGCGCCCGGCUUGCGGCCGCUGGUGAUUAAGCAGGAGCCCCGCGAGGAGGAGGAGGUCAAGUCGGCGGCCUUGUCGGCCCUCUACCCCCACCACGCUCCGCAGCAGCACCCGUCCCACCUGCAGUACCAGAUCGCCCACUGCGCCCAGACCACCAUGCACCUCCAGCCCGGGCACCCCACGCCUCCCCCCACGCCCGUGCCCAGCCCGCACCACCCGCACCACCCGCACCCCCCCGGCGGCCUGCCCGCCCCGGGCACCCUCAAGAUGAUGCCCGCGGACCACCGGAGCAAAUCGAAAAAGACAGUGGACAAGAACAGCAACGAGUACCGGGUGCGCCGGGAGCGCAACAACAUCGCGGUGCGCAAGAGCCGGGACAAGGCCAAGCAGCGCAACGUGGAGACGCAGCAGAAGGUGCUGGAGCUCACCACCGACAACGAGCGGCUGCGCAAGCGGGUGGAGCAGCUCACCCGGGAGUUGGAGACUCUGCGGGGCAUCUUCAGGCAGCUGCCCGAGAGCUCGCUGGUGAAGGCCAUGGGCAGCUGCGCCUAGCGCCGCGCCGGGACUGGCGGCGCCGCCCUCGCUCACCUAUAGAUACUAUACGUACCAGAGCGCAGCGAUCUCAGAUUGUUUCGGGGGGGCGGGGGGGAGGGGGUUGGGGGGUUUGUUUUGUUUGGGUUUUUUUUUAACGAUUAACGACCAAUACCAGAAGCCAGGCAGCUGUAAUAUUAAAAGGUUUGUGCCUUAGGGAUGACACGCGAAAUAAGCUGAAACAUGGUGGGUUUUGUAAGGUGAAAGGCGAGGGGAAAGAAGAAAUUAAAAAGCCCACGUGUCUACACAGGGUAAAUAACAAUAAUAAUGACAGUAACGAAGCAUCCAUAGCAAUCCAGAUGUGCCUUAAAAACUGGCUGCAGGAGCUCUGGGGCUUUCUGUGCCCCCCAGCCUGGCAGGGUUUGAGGGAGAAGGGUGAGGGCUGGGGUGCCUGGGGGUGCCGGCCAGCCCCCCCCCCCCCCCCCCCCCCCCGGCCCCAGCUGGCCUGUGGUGCAGUAGGCAGGGGCAGCAGUGGCGAGGCCGGUGAGGAGCAGAGGGCUGAGGCCGAAAGACGCGCAGCACCAGACGCCUAGUUUGGAGCGCUGAGGUGCGGGACAGCUGCCGGACUGCUACCAGGACUGUCCCAGCCUGGCUGGGCUGCCUCUGCCAAGCCCUGUCCCCUGCAUCGGCUGGGAGUGGGGCAGAGGCCACCGCUGCUGCGUGGCCAAUGGACAGCCUGGGACUGAUGGAACAGCAGCUUGCAGGGGAGCACGGUGAGCUCCCUCCAUCAAAAGGAAGAGCAGCAGUGUCUUGUACUGUAUGUCACAACGUGGCGAAGCACAAGUGAAUAAAUACCUAUUGAUGCGGGUAUUUACUAUGAACUUUCAGUGUAUUUUGCUUUAUUCCAGGACAUUUAGCUCCUCUCCAAGUCUCUGUCUGUCCAAGCUGUGCCUCAUGUAAUGUGAAAGCCUUUCCGUGUAUACUAGCUACACUUUAUUUUUAUUGUAUUACUUAGAUCUUUGCCAUCACACGACUUUCUUACCUGGUGACAGAGACUAUGCCCUUGUGCUGCAAUGUUAUUUUAUUAUUUGGAUGGGUGGGUGAGUGUGAGUGUGUGUUGCCACCUUCAUGUUGUCCUGGGCCGGCUGCUGCCUCCCGACCCCCAGGCAGGGGUGCCUGGAGGGGAGUGCGGGGCUGCAGGACGCCUGCGGUAGGGCGAGGAGGCUCGUCCCUGGUGCUGCAGCACCUUUGGACUCUGGAGCUUCUCGCAGGGUGAGAGAGAAAAAUAAACAAACAAACAGGCCCCUUUCCAGGGAGCCCUGGUAGCCGUGCAGAAUGUUUCUUCCUCAUGUUGUAGCUGCACAAGAAUUUGUCCGGUUAGAAAUAGUCACGAUGGGAGAAAACAAGGCGGAGACAUGAAGCUGUCCGAAAGCGUGACAGUGGGAGCACAGUGCUGGGGGCGUGUGUAUGCAUGUGCUGUGUGCGUAUGCGGGGUGUGUGUAUGGGUAUGUAUACAUGUAUGUAUAUGCACACAUUGGUGAGUUUUUUUGAAUUUUGGGGCGGGGGGGAAAGACCGCAUAUAAAGUUUGUCAGAAGUCCUGGUUAUGUUCAUAAAUAAACAGCAUAUAUUCUACCAUAA
Falco peregrinus (peregrine falcon) is the source of this 2782-nucleotide messenger RNA. RefSeq names its product CCAAT enhancer binding protein alpha (gene CEBPA). The transcript has a single exon. The record is from RefSeq and is a predicted model, not a curated record. Gene Ontology annotation, molecular function: RNA polymerase II cis-regulatory region sequence-specific DNA binding; DNA-binding transcription factor activity, RNA polymerase II-specific. Lineage: Eukaryota; Metazoa; Chordata; Aves; Falconiformes; Falconidae. Gene Ontology annotation, biological process: myeloid cell differentiation; DNA-templated transcription; regulation of transcription by RNA polymerase II. Bases 187 to 1164 code for a protein of 325 amino acids.